AUGAAUUAUGGAGCUGAGGUGGUCUAUGGACCAAGAAGAGGCUGGACACCUGCCUUCAACACAGCUGCCCAGAGUAGUGCUGGAGAAGACUGUGGCUCUUCUGAUCCUCCUGUUGAGCCAGACCACUUAUUGGCAGAAGAAGCUCUGGAACACAAAGCCCGUCGACUGCAGAAGGAAGUCCGGGAUUUAACUGAAAGAUACCAGAAAGCCCUGGCUGAUUCUGAACAUGUACGGAGGCGCACACAGAAAUUUGUGGAAGACGCCAAGAUAUUUGGGAUCCAGAGUUUCUGCAAAGAUUUGGUAGAGAUCGCAGAUAUCUUGGAGAACGCCACCAAGCAUAGCUCUGGGGAAGCAGAGCCAGGGGAGCAAAAGCCGACCUUCAAGAAGGUCUUCGAAGGACUCUCCCUCCUCCAGGCUAAGCUGCAGAGUGUGUUUGCUAAGCAUGGUCUGGAGAAAAUGACCCCCCUUGGUGACAAGUAUGACCCAUAUGACCAUGAGAUCGUUUGUCACAUACCAGCUGAUGGGGUGCAGCCAGGCACAGUGACACUUGUUACCCAGGAUGGCUACAAACUUCAUGGUCGAACCAUAAGACCUGCCCAAGUGGGCGUGGCUGUUGAGACACAGGAAUGAUGGGGUCUGGGACCAGGGUAAAUUAACAUUCUUCUUGCACAGAACAUAGCCCCUUGGGUUUCUUUAUUUAUUACUCAGAUUUGUAUUAUAAUUGGGUUGUUUUGCCUGAUCUAUUUUGAGUUUAAUCUAUAUAGCAGAAAAAACACAUUCUUGAUUUGGAUUGAGAGUCUGAAGACAUGCAUUUUUAUUUCAUUUCUGACAUAUAAAGCUCUGUGACAAUGAUGAGUCAUAUUACUUCUGAGCUAUAAAAUGAGGGGUUUUCACUAAGCAAUUUCUAAGGUACUUUGCAGCUUUAAUUUUAUGAUCAUAUGGAUAGAAAUUCAAUAUUAUGACUUUACUUGCUUUAAUGUAACCUUUCCUUUGACUUCAUCAGAAGCCCUGUCAUUGACCUUCUUUAAAAUAUAUGUUGAAGAAAGUUAUUUAUUAAUAACGGUACACUGGUGUCUUUCAGGUGGAAAGACAGGAUAAUAUGGUAUGUGUUUCUAAUUGAAUUUAAUUCUGUGAUAUGUCCCACUCCCACCUUUUCUUACUUCCCUAUAUUCCUUAAUAGCAAUUCAAAAUUACCUUAAUGGAAAGUAUACUGGGCCAGGACUAUGUAGACAUGUUUGUUACAUAUUCUGCCUCUGUUAUGUUGGCCUUGCAUAAUUCUCCUCCCCGGUGAGCCUCACCCAUAAACUAUGGUGGUCAGACCUUUAGAUCUUUAAGAUCACUGUUGGCUCUGAUAGUAUAUAUUCUAACCUAUUGAUCAGUUGAUUAAUUUUUCCCCUCAUAAUUGCUUUGGCCUGUUCUUCCCCCUUUUAUUUCUGACAGUCUUCUCUAAGGUUCCUACCAGUGCUAAUAUUUCCAUUUGAUAAAAAAAUAAUACAUGGAUUUAGCUGAGUGAAUUUUACCUGACUUUUACUUAAUAAUUCAGUAGAUCUGUGAUCUCAUACAGGUGAAUAUUUCCUCCAUUACUACAGAUUUGCAACCCAUAGCUUUCUGUUUUUAGUCAUAAGACAUUUAAAAUUUUUUCCAAGUUUUCUUUUUUUAUAAGUUUUUAAUUGAUAUCUUCUGUUUUUAACAUCAUCAUAAUUUUCCCCAGUAUUGCUUUCCCUUCCUCUCCCAGGUUGUCAUCCCAUGUAACAAAUGAUAAUUUUAAAACAAAAAAAGAAAAAGAAAAAGAAGAGGGGAAAAAAUCAGCACAACUGAUCCAUAUAUUGAAAAAAUUUAAAAAUGUGCAAUGUAUAAUAUCUUUGAAGCUCCCACCCCCAUGGAGGGAUGAGUUGGGAAUGUCCUCUUGUGUCUCUUUCUUCAAGUCAUGCUUGAGCUUUAUAAUUUUGUUACAUUCACCUUUGAUUUUUUUGCAUGUGGUUGUUCUUAUAAUUUACAUUGUUGUAGUUAUCAAGUGUAUUGUUUUCUUGACUCUACUUCGUUCACCCUGUAUCAGGUCACAUAGAUCUUUUCAUGCUUCUUUGUAUUCAUCACAGAUACCAUUUCUAACAGCACAAUAAUAUUCUGUUACAUUCAUGUACCACAAUUUGUUCGGCCAUUCCCCAUUUGAUGGUCAUCUACCUUGUUUCCAAAUAUUUUGGUGUAUAUGAAGACUUUUCUCAAUGGAACUUGCCAAAAUGGAAAGUUUCACAGUUCUAUCAACAAUGUAUUUAUUAGUACGCCUACUAUUCCACAACCCCUCCAACAUUGACUAUUGCCAUUUUUUGUCAUUUUUGUCAGUGUACAGGACAUAAGGUGAAACCUCAGACCAACGCAUGUCUUUCAGAAGUUAAUAAUCAUAAUUAUCUUAGAAAAGGUUGCAGGUUUUUUUUUCAUUUCACUCAUUUCAUUGGGUUAAGAUGCAGAAGGCAAACUUUUAUGUGAGCUAGUCUACAUCACUACCAGAGAAAAUGUGGACUCAGUCCCUGAAAAUAUUGCAGCUGUGCUAAAAACCUCUUAGCAUGGUUGAGGAAUGCAAACCCAAAAGUUGGAAGGGACCUUAGAGGUCAGUUAUUCCAACCCCUACUUGAAGCAUGAAUAGCCUGUUCAGUAUCCCUAGCAAAGUGGUCAUCCAGUCUCUAUUGAAUACCUCCAGUUACUUGGAACUCAUCUCUUUACUUUUAGAACUGUCCUAAAACAGAGUGGGCUACCUCAGAGUAAUAAUUCAGGCAAAGGCUAGGUGGCCAUGGAGUUUUUCAGGCAGAGCCUGUACUAGCACUAUUGGGAAUACUGUAAGGGGUUAUGGGUUGGGCUAGAUGCCCCCUGGGGCUCCUUCUACUUUUAAGCUUCUAAGUGCUUUUUUUUUUGGAAAUAAGGUUCCUACUUGAACUUCUUUUACUAUAGGUUUUCACAAACUUGUCCUGUUUCUGACCAUUUCUCUUAUGUCACUAAAGAACAGAAUUAGAUAAUCAAUCACAAGUCCUCUAGAUUAGGCCAGGUCAUGUGACCUGGAUUCAUGGAAGACAUAUCAUGUGAGCCUAGUCGUAGGAUUAUGGGCUUCAUUUCUUCAGCUUGGAAUCACUUGUUGUGUAGCGAUGAUAUGUCUAAUCUGGACUUAUAUCUCUCCAAACUUAGCCUGCUUUUAACUAAAAAUAAUUUGUUGCAGUGUUGGGUCAUAGGAAACUUAUUUUUUUUUCUUUUUAUGUAGUUUGUUCUUCCUUAAGGAUAUUAGAUUGAUAAUACUAGUAACUCAGACUGAACAGUUCUGAUCUCAAACAUUUAAAUCCGUUCUUACAGCCAACAGUAGUUACACUGCUUCUUUUUUCUUUGCAUGAAUUUCUGAGCAUGUGACCCUCUGCCAACUACACCUUCUCUGCUGGAUGGGGCCAUUUCCACAAUCUGUUCAAAGAAUCAUAGAUAUUUUGGAUCUGAAGGGGCCCUAAAGCACAUCUGAUCCAGAUCUCUCCUUUUCUAGAAGAGUAAAUUAAGGCCAAGAAAAGUGAAAUGACUUACUUAAGGUUAAACAGCUAAUGAGUAGUGGAACAACGACUUGAACUCAGAUCUUCUGAUUUUUCCAUGGUACCAUUGGUGCCUUUAUUUUGUCUUUAGAUACAAGUUUCAGUAUCUUUUGUGGCAUUAAGACCUAAUUUUUAAGGAUAAUAUUGAAGGUAGAAGGUCUAGUGGUUAAGAAAAAAGUAGAAAAACAAACAGCAGUUCUGAGGAUUAGCUGAUUUGAGUUCCAGUCUGGCUUUACCAUUAAUUUUCUGUAUAACCAUUGGUAAGUCACUUCUAAUUUUGACCUCAGUCUUCUCAUCUGUGAAAUGAAGGAGUUGAACUAAUUAUUAAGUACCCUUCUAGCUUAAAAUGACUCUGAUUUUAGAUUUUUCCCUUCCUAAAUGAACUUAGAAUCAUGAAUGAGAAUCCAGUAUUUUUUCUCUUGUACUGUAUAACAGUUUUUUCUCUUUAUGAUUUAGCAACUUGCAGUGAAUGCCUCUAUGCCUUAGGGAACUAGUGGUCAUUUUACAGAAUUGCAGAUGUAGCUAGAGAGAAGUGAGAGUUGUGUAACUAACCUCCGCUUAAACCCAAGGAUUUGCUUUGUAAAAUGAAAUUUUCUUACUUUUUUAUGUUUUUGUUUUGCUAUGAUUUGACUUUUUCUCCCCAUUAUUUUAACUCUAUGUGUGUCUUUUUCUUUCAAGUGUGUUUCUUAUAAAUAACAUAUUGGUAGAUUCUGGUUAAAAUCCAGUUUCGUUUGUUUUUCUUUAAACUAAAGGCAGAGGUAAGAGAAUGGAGUUUUGGUUAAUCAGGGUUCAGUUUUAUAAAGCUUUCAAUGUCAAUAAAAUUGACCUGGUUCCUUCCUACAUUUAUGAACCCUCUAGUCCCUGCCUUGAACAGAAAUGUACAUUUUAAUCCUUUAGAGGCAAGAGCAUUUUAUAAGUGUUCUUAAUUAAUUAUUUCCACAACAUUGAUAAGGUUUUUGGCCUUAGUGUGAAAAUUGCUAUAUGAAAGUAGCAAACUCUUAGAGGCUGGGGAAAGGAUGCUUAGGGGAUUGAGUAGUUGGAUUCUCAAGACCCCUUCCUUUAUGAUGACAUUGUGCUUAGCCAGUGACCUGAGCAUGCCACAUAAUUGGAUGUGUUUAAAAUAAUUUCUGUAGUCAACAUUAAGUUGCAUGCUAAAGAAUGUUCUUCCCUAUUGAUAUUGAUGAUUAUCAUCAUGGGAUAAAUGAAGCAGAAUCUCAGAGUGAAAAUCAAGGCAUUAAAUGUGCUCAGAAUAUCCUGAAUAAAAUCUGCCUUUAAAUAAUUUUGAUGUUUAUUCAAUACCUAGAACUACUUUGAUUUCUAAAAUAUUUUAAAAAUAAAUUUUAUUUUUGUUGA
Molecule: messenger RNA, 4910 nt
Organism: Trichosurus vulpecula (common brushtail)
Lineage: Eukaryota; Metazoa; Chordata; Mammalia; Diprotodontia; Phalangeridae
Gene: GRPEL2
Product: GrpE like 2, mitochondrial
Exons: 4
Coding region: 1-630 (209 amino acids)
Biological process (GO): protein import into mitochondrial matrix; protein folding
Cellular component (GO): PAM complex, Tim23 associated import motor
Molecular function (GO): protein-folding chaperone binding; adenyl-nucleotide exchange factor activity; protein homodimerization activity
Source: RefSeq, a predicted model, not a curated record